CGCGGUUCUUUGAAUGAACGCGCACAGAAGCGCAAAAUCUGUAAUUGACUGCCUUGAGAGAGAAUCCACUUAGGACCAAAGCUGCAAAUUUGGACGGAGUUCACAAUACGAAGUAUGAGAUCUCAAAUACGUUUCCCAGCAAGAACAUACCCAGUAGCACAUGCAGACCGGGCCGACCGAAGUGAAAGCGGAGGUUCCGAUCAUGGGAGCCUCAUCGCCUCUCGGUAGUUUGAUGCUGCACCGCCAGGACUUCAUCGACAUGAAUCAAGGUGUACUAGUCCAUCUCUCCCUCGGCUCUUACUGCCUCCUACUAAUGCAUGUCCAAUGCUCAGAGUUGCACGAAUACGACGAAAUGCGCGAGAAGAUCAUCAAGCGGUCACGAGAGAUCCUCAAGUCCAGCAAGCAGGCGAUCUUCGCAUUGCAUCGAUCGGACACAGCGGAGGCAUUGCGGAUGCUGGGCGACGCUGAGAAGGUGAUACCGGAGCUGGUGGCGCUGACGGAGAAAAAUCCAUCGCUACGGGACGGAGCGUUGUCAUCCUCUCUGGAGGAAUAUGUAGAGGCCAAAUGUUUUUGGUACUACCUUGACACGAAGCGUCUGCUGCCACGUCGGGAGGUGCCAAUCGUGCUCAAGAAUGAGUACCUCGGCGGUGUCGUCGACUUCACCGGUGAACUGAUGCGGUAUGCAGUUGUGAAGGCCACCGCGAGGGAGGUGGACGAGGUUAAGCGAUGCAAGGAUAUGGUGGAAGCCAUUUCUGGGGAGCUUAUCCAGUUCGACUUCAGGAACGGCCCUCUGCGUCGCAAGUUCGACUCGGUCAAGUACAACCUGCGCAAGUUGGAGAACACGUUGUACGAGCUAUCGUUGGUCACGAACUCGGGUCUGAAGUUCCAGACGCACUCGAUGCAAGAAACACCUGCGACAUCGACUCGAGAUAAUGGAGAAUAACCGUGGCAAAAGGGGUCUGUUGAUGAGGCCAACAGCCGAUGUCAGGAGGAAAAGAAUUCAAAUGCCAGUGGCUGACAUUCAUAAGUACUGGAACAAAUUCUGGACUGGAAGACAUUGAAGACCUGUGGUGAUGAAGAAUGUCAAGGAGAACAAGUGUCGUAUAGUCCCUCUGUUUAGUUUUGAGCUGUAGGUACUAUCAAGUUGUCGUAGUGGUCGAGGAUUCUGCCUGAUAGCUUGUCGAGGUCUCUUUCACCUUCCGAGGUUUCUUGGCGAUGCGAUACUUACGUGAGAAGAAAUGCCCCGACAAGAUUUUCCUCCACCCUGCCUUGUGGCUUUUUACAACACGCCCACCGCCGUUUUCGACCAGCGUCAGCAACCGCGCAGCUUCCAGAGGAUCUUUCCCAGCAGCCUCAAGCGCGUGCUGAAGAGUGAAAUGCUCGGCGCAGUACGAUAAUCCAGGAAUGUCGAGAACAAUCGCACGGUGUCGACACUGCGAGACAGCACAAUUCUUCUUCCCGUCAGGUGCGUCCGCCGGUGAACGCUUCUUCUUU
This is a messenger RNA of Phytophthora infestans T30-4, 1494 nucleotides long. RefSeq lists its product as uncharacterized. Gene Ontology annotation, molecular function: sequence-specific DNA binding; RNA binding; RNA endonuclease activity. The record is from RefSeq and is a predicted model, not a curated record. Gene Ontology annotation, cellular component: cytoplasm; nucleus. The transcript has 7 exons. Lineage: Eukaryota; Oomycota; Peronosporomycetes; Peronosporales; Peronosporaceae. Bases 314 to 943 code for a protein of 209 amino acids.